AUGACAGCAACAAGUACAUUGUCUAAGCAUCCGAUGAAAAUUGUCUGGCUAAAUCUCAUUCUUUUGGUGUACAUUCACCUCGCUGCGGUAUAUGGCUUUUAUCUUGUUUUUACCAAAGCUAAAUUAAUGACAAAUUUAUUCGCACUUUUCUUGAUUCCAUAUUCUGCCUUGGGCAUUAGCGCAGGAGCUCAUCGCCUAUGGUGCCACAAAACGUACAAAGCAAAGACACCUUUGCGAAUUUUCAUGAUGAUUUUACAAACGACUGCCCAUCAAGGUUCAAUUUACGAUUGGUCACGUGAUCAUCGAGUUCAUCACAAGUACAUGGAUACCGACGCCGAUCCAUAUAACGCAAAACGUGGUUUCUUCUUUUCGCACAUCGGUUGGCUCAUGGUUAAAAAACAUCCGGAUGUCGUUGCGAAGGGAAAAUGCAUUGACAUGAGCGAUUUGGAAGCAGAUCCCGUCGUCAUGUUCCAACGAAAAUAUUUCAUUCCGUUGAUGAUUUUGUGCUGCUUUUACUUGCCAACGUACAUUCCUGUGUGGCUUUGGUCAGAAUCAGCAUCGACAGCUUUCUAUGUUUGCGCGGUUUUCCGCUACGUUUUUGUGCUGAAUGGCGUUUGGUGCGUCAAUAGUGUGGCACACAUUUGGGGAAUGAAGCCUUAUGAAAAAUCUAUCACGCCGAGCGACAGUACAUUCGUUAUUAAUCUCCUUAUGGGCGAAGGAUGGCACAAUUUCCAUCAUGUCUUCCCUUGGGACUACAGAUCAUCCGAACUUGGAUCAUGGGGUUUUAAUUGGUCAACUGCCUUAAUAGAAAUCUUCGCUAAAAUGGGAUGGGCAUACGAGUUAAAAACGGCCUCCGACGAAAUGAUUCGUAAACGUGUGCUGCGAACGGGAGAUGGUUCGCACGAGUUGUACAGCAAAGAAGUUGAUAUCAAUCAAAAUAUUCAGAAAUUCGAACCGGAAGAAAACGAUGAAUCAAUUUGGGGAUGGGACGAUAAAGAUUUGCGUGACAAAUCGCGUGUAGCCAAUAUAUACUACGACGACGAACAGGAGCUUACAACCAAAGAAAGUUAA
This is a messenger RNA of Culicoides brevitarsis, 1071 nucleotides long. Its product is annotated as acyl-CoA Delta-9 desaturase-like. The transcript has 6 exons. The record is from RefSeq and is a predicted model, not a curated record. Lineage: Eukaryota; Metazoa; Arthropoda; Insecta; Diptera; Ceratopogonidae. Gene Ontology annotation, molecular function: iron ion binding; stearoyl-CoA 9-desaturase activity. Gene Ontology annotation, cellular component: endoplasmic reticulum membrane. Bases 1 to 1071 code for a protein of 356 amino acids. Gene Ontology annotation, biological process: unsaturated fatty acid biosynthetic process.